This is a messenger RNA of Spodoptera exigua (beet armyworm), 1628 nucleotides long. Lineage: Eukaryota; Metazoa; Arthropoda; Insecta; Lepidoptera; Noctuidae. The record is from the annotation of a GenBank genome assembly.
AAAUAAGUUAGUGUUAGUCAUCAUCGAAUAAAAUACGAGUAAAAUUCGUUUUUAUUCGGGUUCAAACCGUUGUUUUAUUGUUGUGUUGAAUCUAAAAAUACAAAUAUCACAAUGUCGUCCCGCAAGACAGCUGGUCGCCGUGGCACCAACAAGAAGCGUGCCCAGCGUGCAACUUCCAAUGUUUUUGCUAUGUUUGACCAGGCACAGAUUGCAGAGUUCAAAGAAGCCUUCAACAUGAUUGAUCAGAACAGGGAUGGAUUUGUGGACAAAGAUGAUCUGCAUGAUAUGUUGGCUUCUCUUGGUAAAAACCCGACAGAGGAUUACUUGGAAGGCAUGAUGAAUGAGGCUCCAGGUCCUAUCAACUUCACUAUGUUCCUGACUCUCUUUGGUGAGCGUCUGCAAGGAACAGACCCUGAGGAUGUCAUUAAGAAUGCUUUUGGUUGCUUUGAUGAAGAAAACCAAGGUGUCAUCAAUGAGGAGCGUCUUCGUGAGCUGCUGACCACAAUGGGAGACAGGUUCACAGAUGAUGAUGUUGACGAGAUGCUCAGAGAGGCUCCUAUCCGUGAUGGACUCUUUGACUAUGUGGAGUUCACACGUAUUCUUAAACACGGAGCUAAAGACAAGGAUGAGCAAUAAGAUUUUAUCUCCAGGUGGGUGUAAUCACAUUAGAGAUUGAUUUAUUAAUCAUGUAGCGCUUAUGCAAUUUGAUAAAUCAAUAAAACUUGAAUUUUGUUACGAAUUGGAUACUAAAAUAUAUAUUUUAUAAGCAAUGUAGUAAGUUUUGGCUGUCUUCGACCUUUGAUUAUUGGGAGAAGUAACAUAAACUGUCUUUCGCUAAGAAAAAACAAGUCUGAAAAGAGCUACAAUGUCCAAGGUCGAAGGUAUUUGAGCUAAGAAUAUCCUUAUUGGAUUACAUCUAAUUAUAUUGUGGUUUCGACCUAACACCAGCAAUAAUUUUGAUCAUUAUAAUAAGUGUAAGCAAUUCUAAAACAAUGUUUUUUAACUGCCCGUUGACAAUAUGAUGAAUACCUUUUUCAAUUCUGUACUUAAAACCGAGCCCCAAUUUUUCAAAACUACAAAUUAACAAUGUUUUUUCUCUAAUGUUGUCCAGUCAGAGUAAUGAAGUACUUAUGAGGUAAAUCUGGUCAAAAACUAUGAUAUUCUUUGCCCUCUGACUGAAUUUACCCGCCUUAGAAGACGCCAUUUUUAAUAAUUAUAUUGCCAAACGAAAAAAUUGGUUAGAAUCAGUAGGUUUUUAAGUUAGGAUUCAUAUGGAUUUCAAGAUAAUCUCUUAAAAAUACUGAGGUGCUAAAUAUACCCUAGUUCUUACGGAUACUGCAUUUCCAUUUCGCAUUUUUUAAAAUUAAUUUCGUAAUUCCAUAAUAUUGGACCAUUUAUUAGUCUAAGUUUGGCCUGUGUCUUUGUAAUCUGUCCGUGUAUUAGUAGUUUAUUGAUUCCCGUUUUUGGCAACAUUGUUAUUGGAGAACAAUAAUCAGCAUUCUGCAUUUUUGUGUUUAUAUAUGUAUUAAUUAAGUCAAGUACAAUAAACAUAAAUGCUUUAGAAUGUAGUAGGCAUUGCAUAAAAAUUGGUAUUUACUUAAUUAAAAUUAAUGUGUAACAAUGAACAC